AUGGCUGAUCAGAAUCAAAUCCCACCACCUGCAACUGACGCAGACGCUGCUGCCGCUGCCGCUGCCAAGAAGGCUAAGAAUGAAGCCAAAAAUGAAGAGAAGCGUCGUGCUAAAUUGGCAAAGUUAGCAGCCAAGCAAGCCAAGCUUGCAGCACAAAAGGAAAAAGAAGCUGCUUCUCCCAGUGAAAAGAAAAAGAAGAAGGCUGCCAAGGCUGCUGAACAGGCUGUUUUCGUGAACAAGACCCCCAAGGGUGAAAAGAAAGAUAUGUCCGAGCCUAUGGCCAAUGCCUACGAUCCUCGUGCAGUCGAAUCAGCUUGGUACGAUUGGUGGAUGAAGGAAGGAUACUUUAAGCCUGAAUUGACAGAGGAUGGUGAAAUCAAGCCCGAAGGUGCCUUUGUCAUCCCUGCUCCUCCUCCAAAUGUCACUGGUUCGCUUCACAUCGGUCACGCUUUGACCGUUGCUAUCCAAGAUGCUUUGAUUCGAUGGAACCGCAUGUUGGGCAAGACCGUGUUGUUCAAUCCUGGUACUGAUCACGCUGGUAUCUCUUGUCAAUCGGUUGUGGAGAAGAAGCUUUGGAAUGAACAAAAGAAGACUCGCCAUGAUUUCAGCCGUGAAGACUUUAUUGCCGAAGUGUGGAAGUGGAAAGAGAAAUAUGGCAACCGCAUCCAUGAACAAUUCCACCGAUUGGCUGCUUCAUAUGAUUGGGAUCGUGUCGCUUUCACCAUGGAUCCCAAAUUGUCUAAGGCUGUGACUGAAAACUUUGUGCGUUUGCAUCGUGAUGGUACCAUUUAUCGUGCCAAUCGUCUCAUCAACUGGUGUGUGCGCUUGAACACUGCCUUGUCCAAUCUUGAAGUCGAGAACAAGGAAAUCCCUGGUCGCACCAUGAUGAGCGUCCCUGGUUAUGAUCCCAAGGAGAAAUUCGAGUUUGGUGUCUUGAACGAGUUUGCAUACGUUGUUGAAGAAUCGGAUGAGCGUUUGAUUGUUGCCACCACUCGUAUUGAAACCAUGUUGGGUGAUACCGCUGUUGCUGUCCAUCCUGAUGACGAACGCUACAAGCACUUGCACGGCAAAUACGUUGUUCAUCCCUUCUUGGAUCGUCGUCUCCCCAUUGUCACCGAUGAUAUUGCUGUUGAUAUGGCCUUUGGUACUGGUGCUGUCAAGAUCACUCCUGGUCACGAUUUCAACGAUUUUGAAGUUGGCAAGCGUCACAAGCUCGAGAUCAUCGAUCUCAUGAAUGAUGAUGGUACCUACAAUGAAGCUGCUGGUCCAUACAAGGGCAUGAAGCGUUUCCAUAUCCGUAAGCAAAUUGUCGAGGACCUCAAGGCUAAGGGCUUGUUCGUUGGUGUCAAGGAAAACCCAAUGACUGUUCCUGUUUGCAGCAAGUCCGGUGAUAUCAUCGAACCUAUCAUGAAGCCACAAUGGUGGGUCAACUGUAAGCCCAUGGCUGAAGCUGCUGUGGAGGCUGUUAAGAAGGGUGAAUUGAAGAUUGCACCCAAGGUCUCUGAAGGCGAUUGGUUCCGCUGGCUCGAAAACAUCCAAGAUUGGUGUAUCUCUCGUCAAUUGUGGUGGGGUCAUCGUGUUCCUGCAUACUAUGUCAAGAUCGAAGGUGAACCUGUUGACUACACUAGCAAUGAUCACUGGGUGAGUGGUCGUGAUGAAGCCGAUGCUAGAGCACAAGCCGAGAUCAAGUUCCCUGGCAAGACUUUCACCUUGGAGCAAGAUCCUGAUGUCCUUGACACUUGGUUCUCUUCUGGUUUGUGGCCUUUCUCUAUCAUGGGUUGGCCCGAUAAGACCGCAGACUUUGAAAAGUUCUACCCUGCAUCCUUGUUGGAGACUGGUUGGGAUAUUCUCUUCUUCUGGGUCGCUCGUAUGGUCAUGCUUGGUAUCAAGCUUACUGGCAAGGUGCCAUUCUCUGAAGUCUUUUGCCAUGCCAUGAUUCGUGAUGCUCACGGUCGCAAGAUGUCAAAGUCACUUGGCAACGUUAUCGAUCCUGUUGACGUUAUUGAAGGUAUCAACCUUGAAGGUCUUCACGCAAAGUUGUACGAGGGUAACCUUGAUCCCCGUGAAAUUGAAAAGGCAAAGGCUGGUCAAAAAGCCGAUUUCCCCAAGGGUAUCCCUCAAUGUGGUACCGAUGCCUUGCGCUUCGCCCUUUGUGCUUAUACCACUGGUGGUCGUGAUAUCAACUUGGAUAUUCUCCGUGUUGAAGGUUACCGCAAGUUCUGUAACAAGAUUUGGAACGCCACUCGCUUUGCUUUGAUGAAGCUUGGUGAUGACUUUAAGCCAAGUGCUAGUGCCGAGAUGUCGGGCGAUGAAUCUCUUGCAGACAAGUGGAUCUUGGCCAAGCUCAACAACGCUGCCAAGGAAGCUAACAAGGCAUUGGCCGAACGCAGCUUUAUGUCAGCAACCAAUGCUAUUCACCAAUAUUGGUUAUACGACUUGUGUGAUGUGUACAUUGAAGCGAUCAAGCCCAUUUGCGAUUCUACUGACGAAGCCAUGGCAACCAAGAAGCGUACCGCACAAAAUACCUUGUACACUGCUUUGGAGGGUGGUUUGAAGUUGCUUCAUCCAUUCAUGCCAUUUGUCACUGAAGAAUUGUAUCAACGUUUGGGACGCCGACCUGGUGACAAGGUUGAAAGUAUUGUCAAGGCCAAGUACCCAGUUGAGAACACCUCCUAUGCCAAUGAACAAGCUGAAAAGUCGUUCGAUGAUGUGUUCGAGGUUGUCAAGACCAUUCGUAGUUUGGCUGUUCAAGAAAACAAAAAGAAGGAUGGUGUUGUCUUUAUUCAAUCUGAGAAUAGCGAUUUGGUCAAGUUGCUUCAAAGCGAACAACUCGCUGUCCAGACUUUGGCCAAGGGUAUGAAGGAGGUGACAGUGCUUGCUGCUGACGACAAGCAAGUUCCUGAGGAUUGCAGCUCUGCUAAGGGUUUGAAGGAUACUGUUACUGUAUACUUGAAAAAGUAA
Molecule: messenger RNA, 2961 nt
Organism: Lichtheimia ornata
Lineage: Eukaryota; Fungi; Mucoromycota; Mucoromycetes; Mucorales; Lichtheimiaceae
Exons: 9
Coding region: 1-2961 (986 amino acids)
Biological process (GO): valyl-tRNA aminoacylation
Cellular component (GO): cytosol
Molecular function (GO): ATP binding; valine-tRNA ligase activity; aminoacyl-tRNA deacylase activity
Source: RefSeq, a predicted model, not a curated record